Messenger RNA from Symbiodinium pilosum, 237 nucleotides. The record is from the annotation of a GenBank genome assembly. NCBI's taxonomy places the organism in Eukaryota, Dinophyceae, Suessiales, Symbiodiniaceae.
GACUUGGCCAGGAAAGUCAUCCUGAACACAGAGUACCUUGCGCGUGACUUCGUCAUGGAGAUGAAUCUGACAGGCUACCUUAUGAGCGGAACCAGCUAUGCGCCGUGGUUCCAUUUGGGACAAAUCUACGCUGCCGUCAAGAGGAAGUUUCCGGACAUUCUCCAGAUGAUGGGCGAGCCCAUUCCAUUUGCACAGAGAAGCGUCAUGAUAGCUGCAUUGCGGGACUACUUGGUGCAG